CCCAUUGGAAACCCAAAAAACAAGAAAAAAAAAAAACUAAGUGUUAUGGCACGAAAUGGUUGUGGAGGAGGUUUAAGAGAAACACCAAUAGCAGCUGUGAAGAGCAGAAAUGGGCUGAAGAAAGGGCCGUGGACAUCGAACGAGGACUCGACCUUAAUCGAAUACGUUAAGAAUCACGGCGAGGGGAAUUGGAAUGCUGUCCAGAGGAAUUCGGGGCUUUCGAGAUGCGGGAAGAGCUGUCGGCUCCGAUGGGCUAAUCAUUUGAGGCCUAAUCUUAAGAAAGGUGCUUUCUCUGCCGAUGAAGAGAAACUCAUCGUCGAACUUCAUGCCAAGUAUGGCAACAAAUGGGCUCGCAUGGCUUCUCAGAUACCUGGAAGAACAGACAACGAAAUCAAGAACUAUUGGAACACAAGACUGAAGCGGCGCCAACGUGCAGGAUUACCAAUUUACCCUCACGAAAAUCAACACAAGCAGCAACUCAACUCUUCACCACCACCACCACCACUAUCUUCAUACUUAGUCUCAGCCCAUCUCCCAAACCCGAACCCAAGCCCGAACCCGAUCCCAAACCCGAACCCGAACCCGAACCCGAACCCAAAUCCGUUAAGUUUCUACGAAAUGUUCACCUCCCCACAAAACCAGGCUAACUACAACACUCCAUACAUCAACAACCAAAUGAAGCUCUACAACGACAACAAUAACGGCAGCAUAUCCCUAUCUUUAUCGGCCUCGAAUUCUUCGUUUUCUUCGCCAACUCUUUCCGCCGCCCCGUUUUUCAACCACACGCCUUUGCCAAAGCCCUCGUUUAAUCUUCAAUUUAAUAAUUCUUUAAACUACGGUAUUAAUUCGGGCCCUGACAUGGGUGUAUUCGGGCUGCCUUCAAUCCAAUCUCCAGUGGCUUCUUCAAGCGACUUUGUUAUGACGACUACGACGCCAGGUUCGAGUGACUGUGCCGAGGAUUAUUACGAGGUUGAAACGGGCUUCGAACGGUGUAAUAAAAAGAGUGGUUUGUUGGAGGAUUUAUUGGGUGAAUCUCAAGCUUUGGCUGGAAAAACAGAGGAUUCUUUCAUUGCAGAAGAUGGAAAUUUGCAUGCUAAUGCAGAUGCCUUUGGUUUUGAUGAAGGGGCGGAAAAUAAGGCCUCCGGAGAAGGCGGAUCUUCUAUGGACGAUGAUUUAUUGAACCUUCUAGAUAAUUUCCCAUUAUCCGUGCCGAUUCCAAAUUGGGACGAAGAAAUUGGCAAUGAAUCGCCAUGUUUGACCGAUGGUUCAAACGGGGCGGUAGAAAGUCAACUUGUUGCUCCGCAGUACAACCCGGUUGCAAACUCGAAUGGCGCAGCGAAUCAAGAUUGGAACUUUGGAGGAUCCUUCAUGUGGAACAACAUGCCUAGUAUUUACUAAAGUUGGUACUAUAUAUGCAAUAUAUUGGAGAUUUUCAAAUUUAGGUGGACAGAGAUUUGAAAGAUUUGUCUUUUAAAUUUUGUCUAUUUUAAGUUGGAUUUGUAGGAUUUGUUAGUCUUAGAUUGUUUGUGUUAGUUCAUGAAAGACUUUCCCCAUUAAGGCAUUAUGUUGUAUUAUUAGAAUGUUGUAUUAUUCCAACCAAGUAGCAUGUUUGUUCAUUUGGUUUGUGAAUGUGUUUGAAACUCUCUUUUGGAAGUUUUGUGUUGAUCAUAAUUUGUGUUAUUUGAUCAA
Molecule: messenger RNA, 1689 nt
Organism: Erythranthe guttata (spotted monkey flower)
Lineage: Eukaryota; Viridiplantae; Streptophyta; Magnoliopsida; Lamiales; Phrymaceae
Source: RefSeq, a predicted model, not a curated record